AUGCUCUCCACCCGUCAUUUAGUUAUUCUCGUCGCCCUCUUGGGUUCGAUCGUAGCACCACAGAGCAAUCAUGGUAACUUCCGGCCAAAACUGACCUCUUCUAUUCAUAAAAAUGUUCAGAUCCACUCUCCUCGUUCCCAAUAUGCGUUCCUCCCAUGCGAGUGUGCGAUCAAAAUAUGUCGAGCGGUCCGAAGUGCUACUCGGAGCAAUGGCAUUGUGACGGUUACGCGGACUGCAAGGACGGAUCCGAUGAGCCGCCCACUUGUGGUAAACUUCAGUUCAAUAUGAGUAAAAACUGCAAAAACUCUCAUUUUCAGAGCGGGUAUGUCUAGAAAACGAGUUUGUGUGCGAGACGGGUAAAUGUCUUCCUCGUGCCUACGUCUGCGAUGGUCAAAGUGACUGUGGUCGGCUUUUAAACGGAGAAAGAGAUCUUUCGGACGAAGAUCCCGAAAUCUGUGAGUCUUUUAUUCUUUUUCUCCCUUCUACGCCCAGAUUACAGGCAAACAAGCGCUACAGUGCGAAUACAACGAGUAUCAGUGCGCCAAAACUCCUCAAUGUGUGGCUCUUUACAAGUUUUGCGAUGGCAAAAUGGACUGUGCGGAUGGUUCGGACGAGCACGCAAUGUGCUCAGUGUCCGACACAAAGAAAGCGGACGAAUGCGAGUACGGGGCAGCGAUGACGAUCGACGGAAUCAAGUGCUACUGUCCGAACAAUAAGUAUCUGAACGAGGACGGGAAGUGCCAGUUUGUGAACCACUGCGAUCGACAAAAGAACGGUCUGACUCCGGUGUGCUCUCAAGGUUGUACCGAUAAUCAGAACGGCUCGUUCACGUGCUCCUGCUUCGACCCGCGUCUUGUCUUGGCAAACGAAACACGCUGUGUAGCCAACAAAGAAGGUAUUGAAAACGGAACAUUUUUGUCACCUUGGGUCAAGAGAUAGGGAAUUUGAUUGAUAACAAAGAUGAUUCUUACACUAUUUCACAUUUCAGUUCUCAACCCCGACAUCGCGAUUCUCACGAAGCAACAACUGUACGUCGUCCAGAAGAACACGAUGGUCAACUUCACGAGCAUGCCCCGCCCACUCGGAAAGCCGGGGGCUCUCACACUCGUUUUCCAGCAUCCAGACUUUCCGAAAGCUACCGCUCCCGUACUGUGUCUCACCGAAUCGCCCACUCCGAACGCCAGCUAUGUCACGUGCGGGAACGUGGAAGGCCCCGAACCGGCGACGAAAUCGUACGCCGUCGAUUUUGAUCUUCCCGCAAUCAACAUGAUUCGUUUUGAUAACAUCGGAAACAACUGGAUCUUCACCGACGCCUCCUACUACAUUUUCAUCUGCAAACACGAUAUUGUCCGCAUUUCCAAGUGUCACACAUUUGCGGCCGGAGACAUGGGCACUCUACAGGACGUGGCUUACGAUGCAUUGAACGGACAACUGUUCGUCACGGACAGCGACUUUCUGUAUCAAGGGAUCUGGAGGAUUGACGUGGCAACAGGGACCAGAUUCAGACUGACGGCACAGCCAAUGACUUCCCCCGCGUUGACUAUUGACCCGAUGACGGAAAGACUGUACUACGUGGAUAACAGUGCCAACGUCAUCAGAUCAAUGGACUACAACUCGAGUUUCUCAAGGAUCGCCGUUGACGGAAGAAUUGCGAAUCAAGUAAAAAUAAUGGAUUUCGCGGAAGGAAAACUUAUUCUGAUACUGAAGGACAAUCGAGUAUUCCUCGUGGAUGUUCUGAAUCCAGAUAUGAAGCACUGGCAAGAGAUGACUCCGCCCACGAAUGGAGGAAAUAACAAGGUGAUUCUGAAAGUAUUGCACUUCCGGAAAAACGAACACGCGUGGAAGAACAAGGGGAAGAACGCCUGCAAAGCAGCUGCGUGUGACGAUAUCUGCAUCGGGCACAUCAACACUACCUCUGCGUGCCUUUGUAGAGACGGGAUGAUGAAGAAGGAUAACAAGUGUAUUGAGAUUGAAGCGAACGGGCUCCGAGACAAAGUGCUGUUGGUUGUGGCUCAGCUGAGACCGCCCCGUGUGAGAGUGCUCGGAUUCGACGAGGACUACAAGACGCAGGAGAUCGGAGUGCCCGCUAUUUUGGCCGCGAGAAGACCGAGUGCACUGACCUAUGACCCGAAAGGACAGCGGAUGCUCAUUUACGAUUUGAAGAGACAUUCUCUCGUCGUCCAGAAACUGAACGAAUUCAACUUCACUGUGCACGGAUUCGACGGAGUGAUGAACUGCGAAGGGAUGGCCUACGAUCACACCUCCGACAAUCUGUACAUGACUGAUCAGUUCAAGAAGACGAUCACAGUGACGAGGCUCUCGAAUCUUUCCCUUCGUAAGGUGAUUGUUAGUGGGAACAUGAGCAAUCCAAGGGCGAUCGCCAUUCACAUCGGGAAGAGCUAUCUGUUCUGGGGUAGUUGGAAUGAGGAUAAGAACGACGAGAAAUUUCCGGCAAUGAUCGAGCGGUCAAAGUUGGACGGAACUGAGAGAAAGGUACGAACCGCAAAGCGCGUUCAAACUUCAGUCUUUAUAUCAUUUUCAGACUUUGGUGGCCAAGAAUGCAAUGUGGAUAAACGGAUUGACUCUGGAUACUCAGAAUGAUUUCCUCUACUGGUGUGACGCCUACAGAAACGUCAUUGAGAGAAUCCGAUGGAACGGAGCGGACCGGGAAACGGUAGUGCAAGGCGUGAACAAGGUGAGAACGUCCGUUCCUUUCGGUCAUCUUUAAGUCAGAUCAUUUCAGCUUUCGCAUCCAUACGGUCUCGCAUUCUUUGACAAUCACAUCUUCUUCUCCGAAUUCAAACGAGGAGCGGUGAAGAGAGUGAACGUGGAUUUCACAGAUGAAGUUCAGGAGAUCUUCCAAUACUCGGCCACUAUUUUCGAGCUCUCAGUGUUGAAAUUAUCCGCUCCGAAUGGUAUGGCUCCUUCUACUCCAUAUUUAUUGAAGUUCUCGUUUCAGAGACUUCUCCAUGCUCCACGUCUUCUAACAAGUGUGAACACUUCUGUUUUGCCAGUUCGUGCAAAGGAUCAGUCGGUUGUGAGCCUGUCAAAUGUGGAUGUACUGAUGGAAUGAGAGCGAACAAAGACGGAACGUGUGUGAAGGACAGUGCGUGGGUGGAUCCGUUCAAAUGCGAGAGCGAGCUGGAGUUCUCAUGCAAUAUCAGUAAGAAAUGCAUUCCGAAAUCGAAUCUUUGCGACGGAGACGACGACUGUGGAGACGGAAGUGACGAGGAUCCGAAUGGAGUUUGCAGUCAGUUCUCACUUCUCAUUUCCUAUUUAUAAGUUCAAAGUGUUCCAGAAAACUACAAAUGCGUCGGCAACAAGUUCCAAUGCGAUGCCACCACCUGCCUUCCAAUGGAAUUCAUUUGUGACGGGAAAUCCGAUUGCUAUGACGGCUCUGACGAAUCGUCGGACACAUGCAAAUCACCUCCGAAGGUUGCGUGCUCUAAGAAUCAAUUCCGAUGCUCAAACACGAAAUGUGUUUCCAUGAGCAAGAAGUGCAACGGUUUCAAGGACUGUGAAAACGGAGAUGAUGAAGAAAACUGCCCGCGUGAAACUAUGUGCGAUCCGGAUCAAUUCAGAUGCGGAACUGGUCUGUGUAUAGGAAUGAAUCAAGUUUGCGACGGAAAGAAACAAUGUUUGGACGGAUUGGACGAGGAACACUGCGAAGAAGAGAAGUGUCUCUUGGGCAGACAGUUCCGAUGCGAUGACGGAAAGUCUCCCUGUCUGGAUCUCAUUUUCCGUUGCGAUGGAGUCGCCGACUGUCAAGACUCAAGUGACGAAUCGGAGAAGUUCUGCAAAGAGGAAAAGCCGAGCUGUGGAAAGAUGAAUCAGUUCGAAUGCGCAGAUGGAAAGUGCCUCCGGAGCUUUGAAGUCUGCGACGGUUUUGCCGAUUGUCUGACCGGCGAGGACGAGAAAUACUGCCCGCCGAUUAUGUGCGACAGCACCACUCAUCUCAGCUGUUUGGUGAGCCAAAAGUGUGUCUCGAGGCAACUGGAAUGCGACGGAGUCGAUGAUUGCGGGGACAACACGGAUGAAGAGCACUGUCUCGAGAUCAGAACGGACGUCGCCGAUCUAAGAUGCCAAGCGCCGAUGUAUAAGUGUGACGGCGCAAAGUUCAAGUGCAUAUCCGAUCGUCAGUUGUGUGACGGAAAAGAUGACUGCGAAAAUGGGGACGACGAAGGACUGUGGUGUUCUUUCAAUUGCACGGACUCGCACGACAUUGGCUGCUCUCACACUUGCCGAGCCACUCCGAGCGGUCCGAUCUGCUCUUGUCCGGAAAGUCAUUAUCUGGAUAAGGACGGAGUUACGUGUACGAAGAAGGAUCCUUGCCGGUUCGGACAGUGCUCCCAGUACUGCGUUCCACAUGGCUCCCGCCACUACUGCUACUGCGCCGCUGGUUUCAAACUUGCCGCUGACAAGUUCUCGUGCGUGUCCGAUGAUCCAGAAAAGCCUUAUUUGAUAUACUCGAAUCGACAUGAAAUCCGGAUGAUCCAGUCGAAAUACCCGGGAAGCACUCCGCUGAUUUCGAACCUCGUGAAUGCAAUCGGACUCGAUUUCAAUUACCAUCAAAAUGGUUCAGUUACAGUCUACUGGACAGACCUGACUGCGGAUAAAAUUCAUGCGGGAUUAGUGGAGCAAAGAACCAUUCUCUACCCGAGGACAAUCGUUUCCUACGGAGUGUUCAAUGCGGAAGGCAUCGCAGUCGACUGGAUAACCGGCAAUGUUUACUGGAUCGACAGCACUCUACACACAAUUCAAGUUGUUUCGGACGAUGGAGCGAAGAGAGCUACAGUCAUAAGCGAGAAUAUGGGCAACGCACGGGCACUAACCAUCGACGUCGAAGAGGGAUUGAUGUUCUGGACGGACUGGCAGGAAGCGAGGCCGCGGAUCGAAAGAGCCACUUUGGCUGGGAAGAAUCGAAUGGUUAUCUGGAAGAUUCUCGACGUGGCAAACGCCGGAUGGCCCAACGGGAUCGCGUGUGACACUAUUUCGAAAAGAGUGUACUGGGUGGAUGCAAAAUCCGAUUCAAUUCAUACAAUCACCUAUGAAGGACAGGAUCAUGUGAUCGUGUUCAGAGACUCCGAGAGAUUAGGGCAUGCAUUCGGAAUCGAUGUGUACGAGGGACACGUCUACUUCACCGAUUGGCGGACGAAUACGAUCAGCAAAGUGGACAAGUGGGGCGGUGGAAACGUUUCGGUCAUCGAGAGAGUUGCCACUCAGCCGUUCUCCAUGAAGAUUGUGCACCGAUCGAAGCAGAAAAUGCAAUUGAAAAACGCGUGUGACGGAUUCGAAUGCAAUGGAAUCUGUCUGAUCGAUGGAAAGAACAAAGCGAGUUGUCAGUGCACGAACCUUCAAUGGAUCACGGACGAAGGGUGCGUCGACAUUAGCCAGACCAUUCUGAUCGCCUCGAAGAACACCGUCCGCGGAUUCUCCUCCACUCCUCCCCAUCCACAUGCGUUCCCACUUGUUUCCGGAAAACAGUUUGACAGUAUCAAAGCGGUCGGAAGUUUCAACAACAGACUGCACAUCCUCGACACGCUCAACAAUCAUAUUGUACUGGUGAACCUCACAGGAUCAGUUGAGGAUCAAGUGCUGGCCGAUGGUAGUGACGUACUGGGAGCGGGUGGAAUGGCUGUGGAUCCCGUACUUGGUAAUACGUACAUCACGGUCUCAACGGAUAUGGUUGGACGAGUCGAAGUGAUCAGUGCGGACGGGAGAGCAAAACGAGUGCUCGUGGAUUCGAGUACGCUGAGCGGAAUGAAGCUGCCGAAGGACAUUCUCUUCGUGAACUCAACUAAACAGCUGUUUUGGUUCGAUGAUAUCAGCAGACCUGUGUCAAUGUUCUCGAUGAAUGCGAACGGAAAGGAUCCCAAGAAGAUCCAGAUAAACUCGACACUUCUCGAGAAACUUUACAAUCCGGUGGUUGACCAGUUCAAUUCUAGACUCUACUGGAUCUCCCAGGGACGCGUUGUUCAGUUUAACCCCACGACGGAGCAACUGCAAGAGAUUCAAGUGCCGGGAGGAGACGGAAACGUGAGUUCGAUUGCCGUCGACAUGCAGAACGGAGACAUCCUCAUCGGAGAGUUCGUCAGGAUUGCCAAUCAAACAACGGUCAGAAGACUCGCAAUGAAGGGGACGAAGGCUACUCAGAGAGGAAGUGUGAUGCUUGUUCCCAUCCAUAGCUCGGAACGAUUCUUCUUGGCAACUGUGGAAACUGGCCCUGGAGCGGUGAAGCGAGUGCCGAAGGAGUGUGAAAGUUGUGAAUCAAUGUGUCUGAGAAAAUCUCCGGAAGGAUUCGAAUGCGUGUGUUCGCAAGGAUUCUUCAUGGAGGACGGGAAGUGCAAAUCUCCAGAGAAGAGGGUAUUCUGGAUCACUGAAUACGGAACCCUUCAAUCUGUCGGGUGGUAUAAGGAGGCAAAGACAGGAAAGACAAACCAAAUGAUGAGAGCCCACGCUCUGCACAGUGCCGUCGGAGACAUGAGGCUGCUCAAAAUCGCAGCAGAUGCCAAGAAGAACUUGGUAAGAUAGGAAAACAGGAAGUUAAAUUCUCGGUAAUAUUUACAGGUGUACGUCGUGAACCGAAUCAAUGAAGUGUGGAAGUGUGCAACGAACGGCUCAUUCGCCCACAAGAUCUACUCUACGAAUUCCCAUCGAAUCGCCGCGAUCACAGUCGACCGCGUGACCGGGUAUCUUUUGGUGUCUGCCCGAGAAGCCAACUCCGUGAAGGGAGUCAUCAUCGUUUUGGAUACGGAUAGGCAUGACGAGGGAAUGUACGCCGUUAUUGUGGAAGAUGAAGAGAAAGUGCCAUACGAGAUUGCAAUCGAUCCGCCCAAAGGGUCAGCUUCCCUUCAUGCCAAUCUUCAAUUGUAUUUCAUCUUUUCAGAAAACUAUUCUGGGCAAGCGCGAACUGCAUCAAAUCCUCCAACUAUGAUGGAAGCGGUGUCAAAUGCAUCGUUCCGAAGCCGUCCGUUUCCGCAAUCGCGGUCGACGAAGAUCGUUCACGCCUGUGCUACGUGGAUUCCGAGAAAGCUGCAGUUGACUGCGUUGACUACGACGGCGCGAAUGAGCAACGGAACGUGGCAAUGUUCAAACCGCAAGGACUCGGGGAGACUGUCAGUUUCGCUUUCAACAGAGACGAACUGUUCUUCUACGACAAGUUCAACAUGUCGGGAAGCAUCGUGAGAGGAGUCAUCCAGAAGGACAACACCUUCGUUUUGGUCGAUGCAGUCCUAAAGUCAUCGUCUCGGCAGAAGAUGCGACUGAACGAUUUGGACGUGAUGGAUACGAAGAACUCCAUCCUCUACACUGCAUGUUCGAACAACAACGGAGGCUGCGAGCAUCUGUGCAUAACCACUCCAUCCGGAACGUCCACAGUCAAAAAGGAGUGUGUCUGUGUGCAUUCUGUUCGUGGAGACGACGGAACGUGCGUGCCCAGUCGGACAUUCAUCGCCUUCACUCGCUUCCUUUCUAUCGAAUUCGUAUCCCCGCGACCAGAAGAUUUGGCUCCUCCGAAUCGAAGAAUUGGUUCUGAAACGUGUGUGAUGUCCAAGAUCGGAGCGGUCACAGCCGAUGCUUCAAGAGGGAGAAUCUACUUUGCCGAUUACGACAAGUUCCGCAUCUCAGCGGUCAACUUCGACGGCACCGGAUGCGUCGUAAUUGCAGAAGAUGUGGGGGUCAUUCCGAGUAUGGCCUACGAUGAAGUGCACCGAGAGCUGUACUUCAUCCGAGCCAAUCCUGCGAGUAUUUGGCGAAUUGAUCUGGCCGACAACAACUUAGAGGCGUAUCCGACCGAACCGAGGAUCGUUCUCACGCUGACCGUCAGGGAUCGUCCUCGUCACAUUGCAAUCCACCCGUGCCGAAUGCUUCUCUUCUUCACAAAUAACGCGAUCACUGGUUCCGUCAUUGAACGGGUUUACUACAGCGGGUUCAAGAGAGUCAGUUCCCAUCUGUUUGCAGGGUUCAAAUGUUUCGUUUGCAGGAGAUGGUAUUGCAAGAAGACCUUCACGAUCUCCGUGGACUUGCUCUCGAUCUCGACUCGGAUAAAGUUUACUUCUCGGACGCAAAAGAUUUCAAGGUCUCACGAUGUGAUUUCGACGGAUCUCACAGAGAGGUUACGAACUUCAUCGAACAUUUUGUAAUGGGUCAAAUACGUUUCAGAUGGUCGUUUCGAACACCGACAUCCAAGCGAUUCAUCCAUUUGAGCUGGCCAUCUAUGACGACGAAAUCAUCUUCACGGACUGGAUAAAAAAGACAGUUGGCGGAGUGAAUAAAAUAACUGGAAAUGAAGAAAGAACAAUCAAUCGAGCACUCGAUGUGCCGGUCGGUCUCGUCGUGGUCGAUGUGGACAGAGAAUACUGUAAGUGCUCAUGAUAUUUCAAAAUGUUCCAAGUUUUCCAUUGCAGGUGCGUCUGAUCCUUGUUCUGGAAACGACAUGAAGUGCGAGGAUUACUGUAGGUUGAUGGCGGACGGACAGCCGACGUGUGCUUGUAAUGGAGAACGACGGCUCAAUGCGGACAACAGAACAUGCACAGGAGGUGAGAGAACUGGAAUUGCAAUAGAUUCUUAAGGAAAGGUUACAGAUCUGGCGGGCAAGAAAUGCGCUGAAAAUGAGUUCAAAUGCAUGCAUUCGGACCUCUGCAUUCCAUACGAUGAGACCUGCGAUGGCUACAACGAUUGUCCGAUUCACGACGACGAAGAUACUAUCUACUGUUCGACUCGAAGCUGCCGUCCCGGUUAUUUCGCGUGUGGAAACGGACUGUGCAUUCCGGAGCAGAAAAGGUGUAACAGAGUGAACGACUGCUCCAAUUACGCGGACGAAUCCAACUGCACGUGCCGAGUCGAAGAGUUCCAGUGUACGUCCGGCGCGUGCAUUCCGUCGAAAGCGAGAUGCGAUCACACGCAGGACUGCAACGACGCGAGUGACGAGAUCGGUUGUCCGUUCCGCAACUGCUCGGAUCUCUCCGAAUACGGAAUGAAGGGACUCAUCAACUGUGCGACCACUUCGCAGUGCAUUCUGCCUUCGUGGAAGUGCGACGGACGCAACGAUUGCUUCGAUGGUUGGGACGAAAAAGACUGUUUGGUUGAGUUCGACGCGGCGGGCGCCAGUGUUUCUCCGCCGAAGAAGUGCGAUCCGCAGACGCACUUCGCCUGUCUGGCCACGAGAACUUGCAUGCCGAAGCAUUGGAGGUGUGACGGACAGCCGGAUUGUGCGGAUGGAUCGGACGAGAAAGACUGCACUCCGAAGAAAUGCACUUCUUUCGAAUUCAGUUGCGAGUCUUCGAAGAAGUGUAUUCCUCUGGAGCAAAAAUGCGACGGAAGGACUGAUUGUCCGGGCGGCGAAGACGAGCAAGCGUGCGAAACGGAGUGUGACUCCACUGGAAAUGCGACGUUCCGCUGCACAAAUCAUAGGUGCAUUCCGAUGGCGUGGCGAUGUGACGGAACCGACGAUUGCAUGGACAACGCCAAGUCUCUCGGAUCGGAUGAAAUGGACUGCGAAACAGGCAAGACGAGCUUCAACGUUCCUUCCCGUUGUGCCGACGAGGCGUGCGUCGUGGCGUGUGAAUUGACGGCAGUUCUGUGCGAUGGAAUCAAAGACUGCAGUAAUGGAUUCGACGAGGAGAACUGUGCGUCUCUGGACAGACAUUGCAAGCCGAAUGAGUGGAUGUGCAAUAGCGGUCAGUGCAUUCCUUCCGGGAAAGUGUGCGACGCUUCCGUUGAUUGCAUCGAUGGAUCCGACGAAUGGGUGGACAUUUGCUCUCUGUCGGAGCCGCCGAGAAGAGGAUGUGCGAAUGGAUGGACGUGUGCUCUCAAGAACGGAACGAUUGGAUGUCUGGAAGAGAAACAGUUGUGCGACGGAAGAAUUGACUGUAUGUCUGGGUAAGAGACACCUCUGCUUCAUGAUUCUCAUUUCUUUUUUUGUAGACUCGACGAGCAAUGCUAUCUGCCUCAGGGAAACUGCUCAAACUCUCGCAAUUCCUGCGAACAGCCAUGGAACUGCCAACGGCACGCCGGAUUCGAGACUUGCUCCUGCGACGAGGGAUUCCAUCUGUCCCCGUACGACCAGGCCUCCUGCCUCCGUUCUCCGUCCUGUCCGAUGGCCAACUGCUCUCAUUUCUGCGUUGAUCGUCGAGAUAUAGGCCAUCAGUGCUUCUGUGCCCCUGGCUACAUUCUGGCCGAUAAUGGAAAGGACUGUCGAAGAAAUGACACAAUCGAACCGGAAAUACUCAUGGUCUACGGCCAUCGACUCAAACUUUUCACGAUUGACGGACACGCCAAAGCAACGCUCCUCUCCAAUCUGACAAACGGAGUUGCUCUCGAUUACGACGUCAAGAGUGAUUUGAUCUAUUGGACGGAUGUGACCCACAAUGGAAACAAGGCCGGAAUCACUUCGAUGAGCAAUCAGCCGAACACCUACAGGAUCAUCAGCUCUCUGCCGACUAAGGGAAUCGAUGGAAUCGCAGUGGACUGGCUCGGAAGGAACAUCUACUACACCGAUAGAAAUCAUGAUGCGAUUGCUGUCAGCGACAUGAAAGGCCGGUUCAACAAGAUUCUUCUGAAGGGCAGUCCUCUCAACGACCCGCGAGCAAUUGUCCUAGAUCCUCUGCACGCUCUGCUUUUCUGGACGGACUGGGGAACAUCUGCACAUGUCGGGAGGAUGAAUAUGGACGGAUCGGAUGUGCAAGUCAUUCUGCAAGACAGAACUAUACGUUGGCCGAAUGCUUUGGCUGUCGAUGCUCCUGCUCAACGUCUCUAUUUCGGAGAUGCUCAUCGGGAUUACAUUGCCUCUUGUAACUACGAUGGAACAAAGAGACGAAUGGUGCUCCGAAACUCCGUUCGACAUAUUUUUGCACUCGCGAUCUUUGAAGACUUCCUGUAUUGGAGUGAUUGGCAUAAUCAUACAAUCGAACGGAUUCACAAGAUUACCGGAAACCAGCGGAAAGUGCUCAUUCAAGAUAAGCAGUAUCGUCCGAUGGGCUUCAAGAUCGUCCAUCCGUCUCUGCAAAGUCUGGGUAGCCUCAAGACGGCUAAACACCCUUGCUCUCAGCCGGCUCGAUGUGACAACCUGUGCAUUCCGGCAAAGACUCCCGAUGACUUCACUUGCAUGUGUGCUCAGGGAUUCCGUGCCGAAGGAAGAUCUUGCAAGUCCGAGUGCAAACCGAACGAUUUCGUUUGCACGAAAACCUACAAGUGCAUUGCUCCAUGGUGGAGGUGUGAUGGACAGGAUGACUGCGGAGACGGAGAGGAUGAAGGAUACUUCGUGAAGGGCGUCUGCCCGCCGUUCCCGUGCGACGCCGGCCAGUUCAUGUGCUCGAAGACAGCUCUCAACGCUACCGCUCAAUGUCUAUACGCUUCGAAACUGUGCGACGGAACGAAAGACUGUCUCCUUGGCGAUGACGAAGAUUCAAAGUUCUGUGAGAAUUUCGAGUGCACAGAAGCGCAGUUCAAGUGUGGAGACAAAAAGAAAUGCAUUCCGCUCACUUCUGUCUGUGAUAAAAAGAAGGAUUGUGACGAUGGAUCGGACGAAAAGGAAUGUGAAAUCAAGUCAUGCGAGAAGGGAUUCUUCGCGUGCAUCAACCAAACCACAACUCAGAUCAGUCAGUGCAUUCCGAAGGACUUCUACUGUGAUGGGGAGGACGACUGUGCAGAUGGACAGGACGAGCCGGACACUUGCUUCGGAAUAGGAGAGUGCACACACGAGCAGUUUCAAUGUGACAGUGGAAAGUGCAUUCCGAAGCGGAGCAGGUGCGACGGAGAGUUGGAUUGCCGAGAUGCUUCGGACGAAAGAGGAUGCUCGAAGGAAUGUCCUCUCAUCUGUGACGACAAUUGUGUGCAUGCCGACGAUCUGUGCAACGGUGAGAAGAAGUGCAGCGACGGAUCGGACGAGGACGAGAACGCGUGUGCGACGAAGAAACUUCUGGAGAAGAAUAGUUUGAGAAGGUGUGGCGGCUUCGCGUGCGAUGGAAUUGUCGACUGUCCGGACGGAUCGGAUGAGUACGGAUGUCCGGAUCUGAAGUGUCAUUUGACAAUGAAUGAAUCUUUGAUUUGCGACGGAAAAGUGGACUGCGACAGUGGAAGGGACGAGCACAACUGCUUCGGUCACCGCGACGACAACUUCGAUCCCUUCCACUGCUCCAAGCAAUACAUCAGUGCGUGGCAAGUAUGUGACGGACGAUGGGAUUGUGCAGACGGAUUGGACGAGUCGUCCGAAAUGUGCAACACUCGAAAGGCAGAUUGCAUGCGUGCCAGUUCGUGCAACGAUCGGAAGCAGUGCUUCGAUGUGAGCACUGGACUUUGUGAUGGAAUCAAAGACUGUACGGACGGAAGUGACGAGACCACGGUCCAUUGCAGAGACAUGUGCAAAGGAAAGUUCAAAUGCACGAACGGAAGGUGCAUCGAUAAGAGUGCGAGAUGCGACGGACGUGAUGAUUGCGGCGAUGGAUCGGACGAGGACACGUGCGGUCUGCAGUGCCAGCACUUCGGGGUCUGUCCUCAGAAGUGUUGGAUCGCCUACAAUACAACGGCGCGUUGUCACUGUGCUCCAGGAUACGCCAGAACGAAACAUGACCCUCUCAGUUGUGAGCCCACUUCAAAAGCCAUUGAAAUGUUCCUUUCGAACGGAAAGAUGAUGCAUCUGAUAAUGGUGGACAAUGCUGUUCUCCGGCCCAUCUUCAACUUCAAACUUGACUUUAUUCCCGGAGGAAUCGACUUCGGUUACGAUAUUUUCCGAGCCACUUUGAUGUAUACCAUCGAGAAAGGCAAUGGAAUUGUGGAUGUGAGAACGAAGAAAUGGUCGGAAGGAGAUCUGAUGAAGUCGUGGGGAGAAGACACGGAUGAGAGUUCUGCCGCUCUCCUCGCCUACGAUUUCAUGAACAGUAACGUCUACUUUUCCGGAGCCGCCGAUCCAUUCGAUAACUUUGUGUUUGACCUUCAAACGAACAUUUAUGUGGCAAAAUCGAGCAACACUCGCACCCGAACGCUCAUCAUCAAUUCGACCGGAAUCAUCACUUCCUUGGCUGUCGAUCCGAUGAGACGCCUUGUGUUCUGGACGACAGACACAGCUGUCCCUCGGAUAUUAUCUGCUCGCCUGGAUGGAACUCCAAUUCACAAGAGUAAUCCGAACACUCAACCACACAGACCUCUUGUAGAACUCAACAUAUUCGACCCGCGAUCGUUAACAGUGGACUCUCCGAAUGAAAGAAUCUACUGGAUUGACAGCUUCAAAAGGACUGUGGAAACGGUCACAUUCGAAGGCAAAGAUAGGCGAAUCGUGCGGAAGUUCGAGCUGUUCGACGUUCCCGUUGCCAUGGAUCUUCUCGGAGGAUACAUUUAUCUAGUGACCAAUCAAGGAGCGAUCUACAAAAUGCACAAGUUCACCGGGAAGCUGACCAAGUUCCCGCAAACCAUCAGAGAUGUCUCUCCUCGUCUGAAACUUCGAGUCGCCCAUCCCGCAAAGCAUACCGUCUCUCACGUUGUACACCAACAGAAUCCAUGUCAAUCGGAUUACUGUCCGGCUGAAACAGUCUGCAUUCCAGAAGAAUCGGUGAGUUUUUCAUCAGAGUGUACUUCUAAGCUCAUCAUUUCAGAGCGAUGGAACUCUCGUCCCGAAAUGUCUCUGUGGACCGAACAGAUUCUUCGAAGUUUCCACGAAAAAGUGUCAGAGAGUUGAGGAGAAGGAUCAGGAAGCAAUGCGUGAGUAAACUCAAUUCAUCGCUAUUGCCUCUCGGUGUUUGCAGACCCAAGCCAAAAUUUCCUGAAAUUAGGCUUGAGUCUGCGAACACCGAGGGGGCAAGAGCGGUAAAUUGAGCAUAGCAUCUACUCCCCGUGUCCACCUAAUGUCAAAUGCUUCCAGAGUGCGGCGACUACUUCUGCUACAACAAUGCCAUCUGCCAUCCGCUCACCAAAGAGUGCAUUUGUGCUCAUGGAUUUUAUGGAAAACAAUGCGAGGUGAGAAAAGAUAGUGCUAGUGUAACAAGAUAGAACACAUUCGAAACUCUAGAUCAACGAGUGCUCCGAGUCCUGCUGGAACGGUGAGACAUGUGCAGUCGCACUUCACGGCACCGAAAGCAUGGGAAUCGUGUGCGAGUGCUCGGAAGGCUUCAUGAAUGCAGCUUGUUCGACGCACGUCUGUCAUGGGACGUGUGGUCCCCGCGGAACAUGUCGUGUUUACGAGUGCCCCAAAGACCAUCCAAACUGUCAACCGUACACUUUCUGCGAAUGCGACGAGGGGUGGACUGGUCCCCAAUGCAGGCACAAAAAGGACGCGUAUCUCUGCUCGGGACACUGCUUCAACGGCGGAGACUGUGUGUCCGGGGAGACCGCGGCCGAUACAAAGUGCGUGUGCACACCUGGAUUCGUCGGAGAUCGUUGUCAGAACUGCGACGCCCAUCAGUGCAUGAACGGAGGCUUCUGUGCCUACGUUCCUUCCAACAAAUCCCUGUCCCAUUGCGUUUGUCCAUCCGGUUUCACUGGCCUCAACUGCGAAGAAUAUCUGUGCAAAGACGCGUGUCCGUUCGGCUCCAAAUGCUCGUACGACGUCACCAAGCCCCUCGACCCGAUCAAAUGCUUUUGUGAGCCAAACGCGGCGGCCCACAACGCAGACUGUGCUCCAAUUUGUCAUCAAGAACCGAACUGGUGCCACAACGGAGGCACGUGCCUCGACAUGCCCGGAUUGCCCGGAAAGUGCAAGUGCCCGCCUCGAUUCACGGGACCUCGCUGCGACAUUUCCCUCACGUGCGACGAUUACUGUACAAACAACUCGAAAUGCACCGAAAUCAACGGAACUCACUUCGAGUGCGAGUGCAAGCCCGGCUUCAAAGGAGUCCGUUGCGAGAAGGAGACGCGUUGCAGUGAGUGCGAAAACGGAUCCAAGUGCAUCAAGAAGCCGUCGGGCACAGUCUUCUGCGAAUGCCCGCCGGGCCUCGGAGGAGACACUUGCGGAGAGAUAACUGCGAAGACGUGCCGCGGAAUCACUUGCCUUAACGACGGAUUCUGUGCAGAGCCGGGAGGUAUCCACAAGUCUCCCGCAUGUCUGUGCACGCCAGGCUACGAAGGAGCUCUCUGCGGAAAGCACAUCUGCGACAACUUCUGCCAUCACGACGGAAAGUGCAUUUAUGACAACGACCUCGAGCCGCGGUGUCUCUGCGCGGACACGUUUCACGGAGAUCGCUGUCAGUACCGCAUUCUCAAGAAAGGACCGCGUGUCGUGGAAGUCGAAUCCUCCUGGAGCAGUAAGUGCAGACUGUCGAGAGCGAAGACGAAUGAAAUGUUUUUGCAGAGAAUAUCAUAAUCAUUGCCAUCGUCAUCCUCACGAUUCUAAUAAUUAUCGGAAUAAUUGCAAACAAAUCUACCAGGUAUUCAAACAUUUCAGAAAGUCACUCCUUCACUUCUGAUUCCUUCCAGAUUCACAGUGUUCCGCCAAUUCCGUCACAAUCCGCUGCAAAAUCAGGGCACGCCCGUCGAUCAAUUCAGCAAUCCGGCGUAUUUAAUCGACGAAGGCGGAAUAGAACUAGUCACUCAGAAUACGAGUCUGGUCUCAUCUCACGAUGUAAGCGAACCAAAGUGUCGUUCGGUGGAGCACAAUUCCGUUUCUUUGCAGCGGGGAUCGUUCAACAAUCCGGUUUUCGAGCAAGAAAUGGUUCCUAUUUACAACGACACUGUCGAGAAUCACGAGCUUCUGCCUUCCAGUUAA
This is a messenger RNA of Caenorhabditis sp. 36 PRJEB53466, 15691 nucleotides long. NCBI's taxonomy places the organism in Eukaryota, Metazoa, Nematoda, Chromadorea, Rhabditida, Rhabditidae. The record is from the annotation of a GenBank genome assembly.